AUGACUGAACGAAAAGAUCCAAAUGAAUCGAUAUUUGCACGGAUUGGAAAAUCCUCACAUGGACAGCGACAACAAAUAAACUUUUAUCAAUUUAUUCUGAAACAUUUUCGUAUGCAUUUAUUACGAAGAAAUUUAGAAAUGACUUCAAUGUUGAUUUUUGGUGUUUAUUUUGAAUCGCGACAAAUUCUAUUGAAUGGAAAUUAUUUUUUCCAACCAAAUCAAUCAUUAGGUGUGUGUAUCAUGAAAAUAUUCUCGACACAAUUGAGUGGGUUAUUGGUGAUUUUUGAUGCUUUACUCGCCAUUCAUAUGAUUGAAUUAUUAUCAACAUUCAUCUUAGGAUUCGAAUGGAUUAUACGACUGAAUUAUCUGCAAAUAUUUCGCCGUUUAAAUAAAUGGCCAAUUGAUCAUUUAAAUAAACGUUUUGUACGACAAUUUCUUUGGUAUAAUUGUCAUCUGUUUCGUUUUGUUGAUGAUGUUUUGCGAUCAUAUUCGAAAUUUUUUCUUAUUUUCCUCAUCUAUAAUUGGUCAUUUAAUCUUUAUAUGAUCGGUACAUUGAUGCGGCUGCAUAUAACUGGACAACAGAAUCCAUUUAUUGAAUCGCUGUUAAUGUCGGUAUUUCUCCAAGAAUGUUUUGGUAUAUUUUUUGUACAUUUUAUUUGCACUAAAUAUUCAAAAAGUAUCCAUUAUUCAAUUGGUCUGCGGCAAUUAAUGCGUUUAACAGCCACAACAAUGAUUCAAACAACAAAAAUUCCAUCAUCAUCAUUACGUAUGCAAUGGAAAUUGAUGAAUUAUAUUGAAAAUUUUCAUACAAAAAAUCGUUAUGGUUUCUCCUAUGGUAAAUAUGGUGCCAUAGAUUUAAGCAAUUUUAUUCGAUUUCUACUCAUCUAUUCCAAGAUGGUCAUGAUGACAUAUAAGCUAUUGACCAAAUAUUCAAAUUCCAAAACAUGAUUGUUUUGGAAUGUUAAUGAUCAAAGUAGUGAUGUUUCGACUGUUUCAUAAAUGGAAUGUUCGACUUUGAUUUAAUGAAUGUUAUUACCCUUAUGGAUGUUUCUAAUUGAUUGUAAUAUCUAGUAUUUAAACCCAUCCUAAAAUUAUCUGUAAACCAUCGAGUAUCUGGGAUCUAUGAUCUGCGUUUACUUGAUCAAUAAAACUUUAUUUUAUUUUAUUCAUCAAUCAGUCAAUUUUUUUCGAUGAAAAUCGAAAAGAUGAAUUAUUAUCAUCAUCAUUCAUUCAAUUUCAAAUGUGAUAAAGGUUUUGGCUCUAUUAGACAAGUAUGCCGAAGUUUUUUCCGCUACUUACACAGACUUCUAAUGGGACUUGCGCCAAAUCAUUCGAUUUGAAUUCAUUUUUUUUCAUUUGUUGCUUCAAAAAAUUAAUUCUACUGAUUGAUUGGUCGGAAGGAUUAUUCAUCGAAAAUUAAUUAUCAAUCGCGAAAUCAAUAAUCAUCGAUCUUAAUCUGAAUAUUGACCCGUUUGUUGGUUGUUAUCCGAUUGUAUACAAUAGCGAAAGAAAAUGAAUGAAAAAAAAACCUGAUAUUUUAAAAUUCUAGCCAUUCAUUCAAUUAUCAUAGUCGAAAAAUGGAUUUUUUAUGUUUAAUUUUUUCAAAUCGUGACCAUUCACGCCUUUAUAUUGUUUUCUGACCAUAAUCAUUGAAUAAACUCAUAAAGCACCGAUUGUACAAUUGCAAUAUUGAAGAAAAAAAAUCUUGUUCUACAAGAUUAAUCAACAAGUACAAUGAUGAUGAUGAUGAUGACGACGACGACGACAACAACAACACCCCCUACAGCCAUCAUUCGACGAUGAUGAUGAUAAGAAGAACAAAACGAAUCCAUUCAUCAUCAAAUAUGCCAAAGUUCAAUUCAUUGCUCAGCUUCUAACGAAAUGUGAAUGAAAAUGGAUCAGACAAAAAAAAACAUCAUUUUUGGCAAUCAUCAUUUUCCAUCUCAACCG
This is a messenger RNA of Dermatophagoides farinae (American house dust mite), 1950 nucleotides long. The record is from RefSeq and is a predicted model, not a curated record. NCBI's taxonomy places the organism in Eukaryota, Metazoa, Arthropoda, Arachnida, Sarcoptiformes, Pyroglyphidae.